AUGCCUCGCACAAAGAUUUCAGCUCGUCGUCAGGCCCAGCGCCAGAAAGCUGAUCGCGAGGAGAAAGUGCGCCUGUCCCAAAUCAAGAUGGAUGCGGCUCUGGAGAAGAUCGAUGAGAUAAGCAAGCGCUACAAGCAAGAGGUAGACAACCAAAUUAAGUUGAUCCGUGGAAGGACCGAUAAGCAGCUGCUGCAAAUGAAGAUGCCAGAAUUCUUGGCUCUCGGGUUUAAUACUUUCGCCGAACAUCAGAGGGCCGCUAUUAAGCCGCCCACAACUCGCAGUUUGUCCAUCAGUCGUGGUCGAACCCGGACUCCGCAGAAUGCCGCCCAGCUACCGAGGCUUCAGGCGCAUUCGGUGGACAGGGCUCUGGGUGGCGACACCAUGAGCUUUGUGCGAUGGCCCCGCGCCGGAGAGAUGGUGCUCUCGAAGGCGGGAAGCCCGCUGGCCGUCCAGUUGCGUCCGGAUCGCUAUGCGGACGUUCACAUUCCCACCAAGGGCGGCGUGAUCACCGUGAAGCCGCACAAAAUCAACACUGUGAAGCGGGAAGUACUGAUGCAGCUGGAUGAGAACACACUCAACCAGGUGAAGACACUGAAUGCCAAUCUCGGAUUGAUCGUGGACAUGGCCAACAAACUGGGGAAAUUGAAACCGUAGAGAAACCGUAUCAGAGGAAACUUCAAGAACGCAUCUAUUACGCUUAUUUCGUUAAUAUUUUAUUUAGUCUUUUUCAUUUUCUCAUUUUCAAUGUUUUUGUUCAGUUGUUAAACAUUAAGUGAA
This is a messenger RNA of Drosophila sechellia, 777 nucleotides long. RefSeq names its product australin (gene aust). Lineage: Eukaryota; Metazoa; Arthropoda; Insecta; Diptera; Drosophilidae. Gene Ontology annotation, biological process: mitotic sister chromatid segregation. The coding region runs from base 1 to 654 and encodes 217 amino acids. The transcript is spliced from 2 exons. Gene Ontology annotation, cellular component: chromosome passenger complex; spindle midzone; chromosome, centromeric region. The record is from RefSeq and is a predicted model, not a curated record.